GUACAAUCAUAUGGAUGGACUUUAAACAAGGACUACUCCCCCGUAGGUUUUUCCUAAUGAUUUAUAUAGCUAAAAUGUGUAACAGCGCGUAUGUAUAAUCGCUCGGCCCUGCCUUAAAGCAUCUUCAGCUACUGAGGGGAAAAAAAGAUGCCGCUGUAAAACUUUUCACAGUGCUAACGAGAGAAAGGGAGAGAAUUGAAGCGAUGGGUGAGGACGAUAAAACAGAGUGAAGAACUUUUCUUACGACCUUUAGUCGUCAAGGAGGAUCAGCAUGAUUACAUAGAUACCAUCUUUUAUUGGUUCAAGGAAAAGAGACAAAAGUUUUGGGCGAAGUAUGGCGCGAGAGACCGGAGAGUCUGGAGAAACGAAAAGUGCCAAAGUGAAAAAGCAUAAAAGAAGGAAAAGCAAAAAGGAGAGCAAAACCAGGACUGUACACGCCAACAUUUUGUAUGACCAUACCAAAGGAGUGGAUAACCCCAACAGACACUAUGCAAACAAUAAGAUCAAAACCACAAAAUACACUCUGCUUUCUUUCCUACCGAAGAACCUCUUCGAGCAAUUCCACCGAUUUGCCAACGUGUAUUUUGUUUUCAUAGCCUUAUUGAAUUUCGUGCCUGUGGUCAAUGCUUUUCAACCAGAGUUGGCUCUUGCCCCUGUGGUUUUUAUUUUGUCAGUUACCGCUAUUAAGGAUUUAUGGGAAGAUUACAGACGACACCGCUCGGAUAAAGAAAUAAAUCAUUUGGACUGUCUCGUUUACUGCAGGAGUGAGAAACGGUAUGUGGAGAAAUACUGGAAAGAGGUGCGGGUCGGAGACUUCAUUCGUCUGCGCUGCAACGAGAUUCUGCCAGCGGAUGUUCUGCUGGUCAGCAGCAGCGACCCGGACCGCCUGUGUCACAUUGAGACGGCCACACUGGACGGUGAAACCAACCUCAAGCAGAGGCAGGUGGUUCGCAGCUUUAUCGACCUGGACUGUGAGUUUGACCCAUUAAAAUACAACAGUGUUAUUGAAUGUGAGAAGCCCAACAAUGACCUCAACAGAUUUCGUGGAUACAUAAUCCAUCGCAGUGGGAAGAGAGACGGCCUGUACAAAGACAAUCUGCUGCUCAGGGGCUGCACCAUCCGCAACACAGAGGAGGCUGUAGGAAUAGUCAUCUAUGCAGGUCAUGAAACAAAAGCGAUGCUGAACAACAACGGCCCUCGUUAUAAACGCAGCAAACUGGAGCGGCAGAUGAAUGUAGAUGUGUUCUGGUGUGUCAUCAUCCUCCUGGUUAUGUGCCUCUUUUCCGCCAUUGGACAUGGCCUGUGGAUGUUCCAGUAUGGAGAUAAGAGGCCUGUCUUUGACGUCCUGAGCCCAGAAGGAACAGACUUAUCUCCAGUGGUCUCAGCCAUUUAUCUCUUCCUGACCAUGAUUAUAGUAUUGCAGGUGCUGAUCCCAAUCUCGCUCUUUGUUUCCAUUGAAAUAGUGAAGAUAUGCCAGGUGUACUUUAUCCAUCAGGACAUGGAGCUGUACGAUGAGGAAACAGACUCUCACCUCCAGUGCAGGGCUCUGAACAUCACAGAAGACCUUGGCCAGAUGCAGUACAUUUUCUCUGAUAAGACCGGCACGCUCACAGAAAACAAGAUGGUGUUUCGCCGUUGUACUGUGGCAGGAGUCGAGUACUCGCAUGAUGCCAAUGCGAGGAGGCUGGCUAUGUACCAGGAAAUGGAUUCAGAGGAGGAGGACUGCACAUCUCAUGGUGGAACUCUCCCACGGCGGGACAGCGUCACCAGCCACCAGAGUGGAAAAGUGGUGUUGCGAUCACAGAGCACCAAAUCUCACCGUCGCACCGGGAGCAGAGCCGAAGCCAAACGGGCCAGCAUUCUGUCCAAACACACUGCCUUCAGCAGUCCCAUGGAAAAGGACAUUACUCCAGAUCCCCAGCUCAUGGAUAAAGUCAAUGAGUGCAGCAGUCAGAUGGAGUUCAUACGUUUUCACAGUCAGUCCCUGAACCAGAUCCCCCCUGACCUGUGUGACGUCUUUGACUUUUUCAUUGCUCUCACUAUCUGCAACACUGUGGUUGUGUCCUCACCCAAUCAACCCCGGCAGAAGGUGCGUCGCUACGAGUUGAAGUCUCCAGUGAAGACCAUCGAGGACUUCAUCAAGCGCUUCACUCCGAGCCGCCUGACGUCUGGCUCCAACAACAGCAGCUCCUCCAGUCUGGCCACCAACCGCUCGUCCUCCCAUAAAGUGGGCUGCAGCAUGCUGUCCUCCCCCUCAGCCGAGAACACGCUCACAAAGCUGAAUGAGGAGAAGCGUCCGGAGCAUGACCUGCAGCAUGCCUUCAGCCCCGUCCCACCCAACUUUGAUAAAACAAAAGCUUUGGCUCAGGAUGAAUGCGAGCUCAGAUUUGAGGCAGAGUCACCAGACGAGGCAGCGCUGGUUUAUGCAGCCCGGGCCUAUAAGUGUGCUCUUGUCGGUCGUUUACCGGAUCAGGUGACCGUGGAGCUUCCACACUUGGGCAAGCUGAGCUUCGAGCUUCUGCACACACUGGGGUUUGACUCCACAAGAAAGAGGAUGUCAGUGGUGGUAAAACACCCUCUGACUGAGCAAAUCACCGUCUACACCAAGGGUGCCGAUUCAGUCAUCAUGGAUUUGAUCAGACCAGCCACAGAUGAUUGCAAAGGAAAGCGACAAAGGAAAAUCUUGUAUAAAACUCAAAACUACUUAAAUCUUUAUGCUGCAGACGGACUCAGAACACUCUGUAUCGCCAAAAAGGUUCUCAGUAAGGAGGAGUAUGCCAGUUGGCUACAAUGCCACCUGGAAGCCGAGACAGCCAUACAGAGGAGGGAGGAGCUGCUUUUUGAGUCUGCAUUACGACUAGAGACCAACCUCCAACUUCUGGGAGCAACAGGUAUUGAGGACAGACUUCAGGAUGGGGUUCCAGAGACCAUCGCCUCUCUGAGGAAAGCAGGUCUCCAGAUCUGGGUGCUGACAGGAGAUAAACAAGAGACUGCCAUCAACAUUGCCUAUGCCUGCAAACUGCUGGACCCAGAGGAGGAGCUAAUCACUCUUAAUGCUGACUCACAGGAGGCCUGUGCUGUAUUGCUUGAGAACAGUCUGCACUACAUCCAGGCCAAGUUCCUUUGCAACCCUCGACCAGAUCCUCAAGCAGCUAGAGACUAUGCUGGCAUCAACUUCUCUUCUCCGGUGUGUUCCCCGGCCUCCUCUGGCCACUCCAGCCCCUUCCUGGUGCACCGGCUAGGGCUGGUGAUCGAUGGUCGAACCUUGGCCUACGCACUGGACAAGAGUUUGGAGGACAAGUUCCUGGCCGUGGCUCGAAGUUGCCGGUCCGUUCUAUGCUGUCGCUCGACACCCCUGCAGAAGAGUAUGGUGGUCAAGUUAGUGCGUAACAAGCUCAAGGUCAUGACGCUGGCAAUAGGUGACGGAGCUAAUGAUGUUAGUAUGAUCCAAGUUGCUGAUGUAGGGGUGGGGAUCUCUGGACAGGAGGGCAUGCAGGCAGUAAUGGCCAGUGACUUUGCCCUGCCACGGUUUCGAUACCUGCAGAAGCUGCUCUUGGUUCAUGGCCAUUGGUGUUACUCUCGUCUCGCCAAUAUGAUCCUCUACUUCUUCUACAAAAAUGCUAUGUUCGUUGCCCUCAUCUUCUGGUAUCAGUUCUACUGUGGGUUCUCUGGGUCGGCCAUGGUUGAUCAGUGGUACCUGAUCUUCUUCAACCUGAUGUUCUCCGCAUUCCCUCAGCUCAUCACCGGCACCCUGGACAAAGAUGUGUCAGCAGAAACCUUGCAGGAGUUGCCGCAGCUCUACAUGAAUGGACAAAACUCAGAGGAAUAUAAACCCUACAUGUUCUGGAUGAACAUGAUUGAUGCCUUCUACCAAAGCCUCAUCUGUUUCUUCAUCCCUUACUUUGCUUACGUUGACUCUGAUGUGGAUUUGUUUACAUGGGGCACUCCCAUCACCACCUUGGCACUCUUCACCAUUUUGCUGCACUUAGGCAUAGAAACCAAAACCUGGACGUGGAUGAACUGGGUGUCGAUUGGCUUCAGUAUAGCUCUCUUCUUUACUGUGGCGCUGUGCUACAAUGCUUCCUGCCCAACCUGUUUCUCUCCCUCCAACACUUACUGGACCUUGCAGAGGCUGCUGGGAGAACCUAUAUUCUACCUGCUGUGUGUUGUCACACCUAUUGCCGCUCUUCUUCCCAGAUACUUUUAUAGAGCUUGUCAGGGAACUCUGUUCCCAAACCCUGUACACGUGGGAAGACAACUGGACAAACUGCCAAUGGACAUGCGCAGAAUCUUCCUGAGUCAGAGCCAGAUGAAGCUGGGCUCCCUCGGGUCACUGUUUCCCCCCCGCGCCCCAUUUUUCCCUCUCUGCAGGCCUUUUCAGAAAGACUACAGGCCCAGGGUAAAGCAAGCCCACAUGAGUAGCACCAAACAGAAGGAGAAAGCUAUAUCCAGCCCCAUCCCAUCAAAGAGCAUGGAGAUGCGGGACACACCUUUAAGCUCAAAAACCUCUGACAACCAUAUCACACUCAACUUCAGAAUGCAGGAAAAAGUUCAGUCUUGCAGACAGGGCUCAGACGGCCCUCUAUCUGAGAACUUACACUGCGUGAAGGAGCCUUCGAGUCCCGCUACAGGCACUCUGACCCGCACCAAAGACACUCCAGCCUCCAGGACUGUUUUGGACAGCACGGGCUUGGAGGCCCCACUGAGCCCGACAGACCUCUGUCCGGUCAGGUUGCUCACCUCCACUCCCUUGCUUCCUCAAACAGAGACUAUGCAGCUCACUACGCCACCCAGCUUUUUUUUGGGGCAAAAGCUGGAAGACGAGGACCAUUCAAACCAAAAGUCCCUUCUGAAACAGGCCAGGGAUGUGGAUCACAGCCAGUCAACUAGCUGCCUACAAGAACAUUCACUCAAAACAACAUUUCUAUGAUGCUUUUCAAAUUUGCACGUUAGCUUUAAGAAAUGUUAUUAUAUAUUCAAUAUUUUAUGAAGAUAUAGGUUGGUACUACAUAUAUAUAUAUUUUAGCUGUAUAAAGUUUAGAAUUUUUUGUUUGUUUGUUUUUGAGAGAGAGUGGCCAGCAUAUGCAAACUGGAUGGUCUUAUGAUUAAUGACUGACUUUUUAUUUUUGUUUUUAAAACCAUCUCAGAAGUGGAGGAGGUUUGUAUCUCGAAGCAGAGGCAGUCCAGAGACAUUCCUCUAUCUGUUUAUUUGAACCUGGAUGUUCUGGCGCACUUUAAAGACCUUCCUGUCUUACCAUUAGACACUGCUGAUAGCACUACAUUCGUAUUUCCCCAUCCCAGAACCAAAAAAUCAUGGUACCCUUCAAUGUCAGUAGCUACAAGAAUUUCGGUAACUCUUUACGAAAAGUGUACAUGAGAAGUCCUGAUCGAAUGAAGGCAUGAUCUGAUCAAGAACUAAUAAUGUGCGACAGGAGUCACUAAAAACAGCUUUAACAUCAUGUUAGUACAUAUUUGUUGUAGUAUGUUCUAACACCUAACACUCAACUAAAUCAUAUGAUUUCUAUUACAAAGAAUGUGAAGUGGCAAAACCUGCUCUGACUUUAAUUAAAGAUGCAUGAUUUUAAUGCCUGAAUAACAUUUGCUUCACGUUCACAUCUGCUGUUUCAUUAAGAACAUUAUUGGAUAAUCACAAGUUAUCAUUUAAAUGAAUAAUCCCAUUUAAAAUCUAAUUAAGUUUUUUUUUUUUUUUUUUGCUACUUUGAAUUCUUUGUCAUACAGCCCAUCUAAUGUGUUAACUAUCAAACAUGUAGUUAAAGUGGCCAUUAUUCACAUGACUCCCUCUGAUUCCUGACAUAUCUCAUGCAAGCGCUUAAUUAGUUCUUGAUUAGUCUGUGAGUUCAUUCACCAUUAGUUCAACUAUUUGUUCAAGUAUUAGUACAUGAUUUAUAUAUGCGCUAUUUAUAAAGUGUUAGUGGAAUUCCUUGAAUAUUCCUUUAAGUGUUGUGUUUGUGUUGUUAGAUCCCCUGACGACUUUAAUUAGUGCUGAGCAAGAGAUGCACUCUACACUUGUUGAUGCUGUCCAAAGGACUAUGCAUUCCAUUAUUGAAGCUCUUAGACAUCUACCAGACGUUAAAAUGUCAGUAUCUCACACCAACAUCACACUAGACUUACUAGAGUCAAAUAUUAUCAUGUAAAAUGGAACUGUGCUCUGGCGCAGUUGAGCUUUUCACGCAUAUACAGAUGGUGCUUAUGGCAGGUUCCAGCUCAAGUAUUUGUUCGUCUUUUUCUUGACUUUUUGCUGCUGCUUUUGUUUCGAAACACAUUCCUGCAGGAUAGGAUUUCACUUGUGCUGUUUUAUAUGUAGUUCUAUUCAUUCAGUCAUAGUGCAGAGUGCUUUAGGAAAUGGAGUCCGAUGCAUCAAGCUAAUUUGACAGUUAAGGAUGCUGGGAGGUGGCCUGAUUAAGUACAUGUGCGAACAGAAAGGCCACUUUACGAUGUUUGUUUUAGGACUUUUUACGACCUGAUCUGUUGAGAGAUAUAUAUAUGCAUCUUCUGCUAUUUGCUAUGAUUGUAUUUUUCUGCUGUUUACUCUAUACAUGAUCCUUGACCAAAGAUGCAAGAAGCACAUGACCGCUGGAGCAUUUGUACUGUAACUGCUUGCUCAGGCUGAUCACUUUAUUAAUUAGCAAUUUAAUUGGCUCAGGGCGGGCUACUCCGUUAUUAAAGGGAUAUUUCAGCCAAAGUGACAGAUUUUUUUUUCUUUCUCUUUUCUUCUUCAUUGUUUACUCACUCUUGUGUCAUUCCAAACCUGUUUGAAUUUCUUCUGUUUAACACACAACUUUUUAUUUUUUUUCCCAUGCAGUGAAAUGCAAUUUGGACCCCAUUGAGUUUCACUGCAUGGACAAAACAAUUUUUUUUUUUUUUUUUUUUUUUGGUAUUCCUCAGAAGAAAGUAAGUCAUAUUGGUUUGGAACGUCAUUGAGGGUGAGUACAUGAUGACAGAAAUGUCAUUUUUGGCUGAACUCUCUCUUUUUAAGUGUCUUUGUGCCCUCACAGUUCAAGUUGCUAUUCCCAAAUCGAAUUUAGUUUUUUCAUGACAGAAACCAUGUAUUGUAUGCAUUAGUGUCUCGCUCGCCCUCAGGAACACAAGUAUACAUUCAUGAACACAUUCCAUUUUGAUCGGUCUGUUCUAAGGGAAUUAAUGGACUAGUCCAUGACUUUGUGACUUCUCAUUGUUUUAAAGCUGUUAUAUGUGUAAUGAACGGUUCUGACGAGCACAUGGGUGGUUAUUCAUUUGUUCCGCAAGAGAAUAUUCCACGAUUCCGCAAAUGUCAGGGGUGUGGCGUAUUAUAGAGUCCCCUAGAGAGAUGCUAAAAUAGUUUUUAUGAGAUGAUUUGUCAUGCUGUGCUCACAUAACCUCAAGGCCUCGCCAAUCUGUUCAUUCGGGAUCUCAUUUGGGCAGUCGCUAUCAAAACCGCUGAUUUAUGAACAGCCUACCAGGAGGAUUAUGAGAUCUAUUGUGCUCAUUACACAACGAAUGGUGUGAACAGAAUGUGCUCACACCAAAAAAACAGGGUGGUACAUUAGAAAGCAUCUUGAUUGUAGUUUCCUGUCAUUCAUAAACGCAAAAACUCAUGUUUUUUUGAGGUGUAUCUAGAGGGCGAUGCAGUAUUAAGCUGGGUGUGAGUGGAGGAAUAAAUGACUGAUUCUCUCUCUGUAUGUGUCUGGAUACUACAGUAAAACCCUAAAGAAGCUAAUAUGAAGCACACAAGUACUUUGUCCCUUCCGUUUUUCUUCUGCACAGCUCAGGUUCAGCGUUCGCCGCUAUGAGCAAUAUUUUCGUCUCGUUGAAAGUGUCUUGUUUAUAGCAUCCAAAAUUAUUUUAUUUUCGUAGUUUGAUAAAGGCAACGUUUUUAUGUGCUGAAGUGCUUUAGUAUAUGCAAGAAAACCGUUUUAUACAAUGUGGAAUAUAUGUUAUGUGCCUUAACACUGGAGAACGCUUAUGUAGACGGCAAUACAUACAGUGAAUUUUAUAUACGUGCAGUAUAUGUAAAAGGUAUUUUGAGUUAUAUUAAUAAAUGAGGUUUAAUAAAACAAAAUCCUUUUGGUUUUUAACAAAUUGAAGAGAUUAUGCUGUAUUUUUUUUGUUGAUUUAGAUUGGAAUGUGCCAGUACUUUGAUCCCAGGUUUCAGAUCUGUCAAGUUCUUGGCCGAGCAUCACAUGCUGUAAUAAAAUCCAUUCACAGCUGCAUUCCAGAGCCUUUCCUUAACUUCAGGGCAGAUCACCAGCAGGAAUGCCGUCCUUCAGAGUUUGUCAUAGCACACAUGUAAGCGUUGGGUGGACUUUUUGAUACCCAGCAUGACUUUUAUCACUGUCACUGCCAUGACUGUUUCUGGUUCAUUGUACUGUAAUUGGUGUUUGUUAUAGUCACUCAAAGGUUCAGUUUGUUCUCACUGUAGACUGCCCUUCAUGAAAACACCCGUUUCAAGUGGUUCUCUGACAUUUUGGAGGGGUUUGUUCAAUUGUUCUGUGUUUGUUUCUUGACACAGAACAACUCUUUGUGUCAUAAAACUGAAAUAAAUGGUAAGAAAAUGUUUCUUGUGCGCU
Molecule: messenger RNA, 8567 nt
Organism: Onychostoma macrolepis
Lineage: Eukaryota; Metazoa; Chordata; Actinopteri; Cypriniformes; Cyprinidae
Gene: atp10a
Product: ATPase phospholipid transporting 10A
Exons: 21
Coding region: 335-4930 (1531 amino acids)
Biological process (GO): phospholipid translocation
Cellular component (GO): plasma membrane
Molecular function (GO): ATP hydrolysis activity; magnesium ion binding; ATPase-coupled intramembrane lipid carrier activity
Source: RefSeq, a predicted model, not a curated record